Molecule: messenger RNA, 588 nt
Organism: Chrysemys picta bellii (western painted turtle)
Lineage: Eukaryota; Metazoa; Chordata; Testudines; Emydidae
Source: RefSeq, a predicted model, not a curated record
GGGCUCCGGCCGGGCUGGGGGCUGCGGGUCGGGAGCGAGGGGCACCGGCGGGGCUGGGCUGGGGGCUGCGGGUUGGGAGUGAGGGGCGCCGUGUGUCUCACCCCCCGCCGCCCCCGGCAGGGCUCAGCGUGCGGAGCAGCCAGGAGGAGGAGCCGGUGGACCCGCAGCUGAUGCGACUGGACAACAUGCUGCUGGCCGAGGGGGUGGCCGGGCCCGAGAAGGGAGGCGGAUCGGCAGCGGCGGCGGCGGCAGCGGCGGCCUCGGGGGGCGUCUCCCCCGAUAACUCCAUCGAGCACUCGGAUUAUCGCAACAAGCUGGCGCAGAUCCGCCAGAUCUACCAUGCCGAGCUGGAAAAAUACGAGCAGGCGUGUAACGAGUUCACGACGCACGUGAUGAACCUGCUGCGGGAGCAGAGCCGGACGCGCCCGGUGGCGCCGCGGGAGAUCGAGCGGAUGGUCGGGAUCAUUCACCGCAAGUUCAGCUCCAUCCAGAUGCAGCUGAAACAGAGCACGUGCGAGGCCGUCAUGAUCCUGCGCUCCCGCUUCCUGGACGCCAGGUACCGCCCCCAGCCCCGCCCCCCAGCACCUG